GAGGAAGAGGAGGGGAGAGGGCAACUACUGCCCCUCCUUCACCCAAAGUUUCUUCCCGGCUGGAUUCUCAGCUUUCUUUCUUUCUUUCUUUUUUUCUUUCUUUCUUUCCAGGGUGGGCUGGGAGCCCCACAGAUCCCCCCCUCAUCCCAGGGAGGAGAGGGGCCAAGCCCCCUCCCCACAAUGGCCAAAUCUUACGACCACCUUUUCAAACUCCUCCUGAUCGGGGACAGCGGGGUAGGUAAGACGUGUCUCAUCAUCCGCUUCUCCGAGGACAACUUCAGCGGCACCUACAUCAGCACCAUCGGCAUCGAUUUCAAAAUCCGGACGGUGGAAGUGGAGGGUAAAAGGAUUAAAUUGCAGGUUUGGGACACGGCUGGCCAGGAAAGGUUCAAGACCAUUACAACGGCGUACUACAGAGGAGCCAUGGGAAUUAUUCUCGUCUACGACAUCACGGAUGAGAAAUCCUUCGAGAACAUUCAAAAUUGGAUGAAGAGCAUCAAAGAGAAUGCCUCAGCCGGCGUGGAGCGCCUCCUGCUGGGGAACAAGUGCGACAUGGAGAUGAAGCGAAAAGUUUCCCGGGACCAAGCCGAGAAGCUGUGCAGGGAGCACGGGAUCAAGUUCUUUGAGACCAGCGCCAAGUCCAGCUUGAACGUGGAGGAGGCAUUCAAUACGUUGGCACGUGACAUUCUGCUCAAAUCAGUCAAGAAAUCGGGUCAGCUCCCCAAGAGGCCUCUGGAACUCAAAGCCACACCAAAACCCAGUUCAAAGUGCUCCUUGCUGUAACCGCCAGCCCAGCCACUUCGGAAACGCCCCGUGGCUCCUCUCUUAGGCUGGCUGUUCAGCUUGGUUGGGGCUGUUUCUCCCCCCCUCGAGACUCCGAGUUGUUUCGGGCUGGACCCCGGAAGGACUUGGAGACGGUUUCCCCAACUUCUUCUUCUUUGUCUUUUGCCAUUUGGGGACUCUGCCUUUUAAUUUUUGCACUUGCAGAAAGGGAAGGAGAGUUUGGGGAGGGAAGGGGUCCUAGAGCUGAGGGAGAGGUUGAAAAAUCGGGGAGGGGGUGUUAAUAACUGGGGAUGCCACCCCCCCCCACCCCGCAAAUCUCUGCCUUCGCCAGAUAUUUUGGGACGACGUUUGUCAAAGUUUGCAACUUUGCAAACUUUGCAAACUUCAACUCCCAGCUAUGCUAGCCGGGGAAUUCUGGGAACCGAAGUCCCACCCGCCUCCAAAAGUUAUUAAAAUAGAAAAACGCCAAGACCUGAAGCUCCGCAGUGCCUUUAACAGACAUAGGAAAGAAUCAGAUUAGGAAUCUCUCAGCAGCAGGAGGAAAAAAAAAAUCUUUUUUUUUUAAAAAAAUAAGUAUAUAAAUAUAUUAUUUCUGCCUGCUGGGAACUCUCUGCACUUUGGAUGGGUGGAAAUCCGGAAUCCGGCACCCAGGAGGAACCAGUCACACGUUCGGGGACCAAUUGCCUUUUGUAAAUCUGUGAAGACGAUUAAAAUAUUUGCAGUUUUUCCGAA
Pantherophis guttatus is the source of this 1515-nucleotide messenger RNA. RefSeq names its product RAB13, member RAS oncogene family (gene RAB13). Gene Ontology annotation, molecular function: GTPase activity; GTP binding. Lineage: Eukaryota; Metazoa; Chordata; Lepidosauria; Squamata; Colubridae. The record is from RefSeq and is a predicted model, not a curated record.